AUGUUGUUAAGCCGCGAGGAGCGACGACAAGAUGCAUUGUCCGUUCAUACUUUGAUGCCCAGUGAAGUGACUACAGAUGAACAAGAAGCGACAUUUCUCUAUUCUCAAAUACUCUCUGAAAUAUUUAUCAAUAUCAAGUAUGAAAAGGCCGAAGACGUCGAAGUCGGUCUUCAUGAAACAGCUGCAGAAUUACGCGAUUUGUAUGCGAAGAAUCAGAGUGAGAUUGAAAAGAUCAAUCUAUUUGAACGGACAUACACGAGUAAGACGCCAGUCAAAUGGUACACAGGCGAUAGUGCCGUCUAUCGCGUGGUCAACGAAGCACUUCGAGAACAAAAGACGGAGACACUCUACAAUGUACGAUAUUACAUCAAAGAUUUGCAUCGCCAAUUGACACAAAUGCAUAAACAAUGGAAAUCGUCCUUAUCAGAGAGACAAAUAACUCUUUAUCGAGGUACCGUAUGGCCAGAAAGUCAAUUCGAGAAACAAUUGCGCAGCAACAUUGGUGGACUUUUGUCAUUCAGCAGCUUCACUUCGACAAGUCUAGAUCGAACGCUCUGUGAUGUAAUCUAUGGCAAUUGUAGUGGACAAUUGGGUAAAAGUGGUAUUGUCUUUGAAGUCAAAGUGGAUUUAGACACCUGUCAAUGGCCUUGUGCAAAUAUUACAAGCGAAAGUCAUUAUGGAGAUGCCGAACAAGAAAUUCUUUUUACAAUGGGCACCGUGUUUCGCAUUGUUUCAGUGGAACCGAAGCAAGAAAAAGGUACGUUUAAGUUCUCUCUCGAGCCUCACUGCGUUUUUUUCCCGAUGCUCUUAUAUAAGACCCAAAGUUCAGACUGUCGUCUCUUUGAAACAGAACGUCAUUUCGCUUAA
Didymodactylos carnosus is the source of this 867-nucleotide messenger RNA. The record is from the annotation of a GenBank genome assembly. Lineage: Eukaryota; Metazoa; Rotifera; Eurotatoria; Philodinida; Philodinidae.